UUUGUUUAUUGUUUUCGUUUGCCUUUUCGCUUAAAUUUUAUCAAUAAAUAAUUCGGUUUUCCAUAGUGUUAAUUUGCAUCAUUUUUAUUAAUUAGAAAUAAUUAUUUAGUGUGUUUCAAUUUAAUAUUAACAGUGGAAAUUUCAUUUCAAAUUAUGACCGACGAUUCGUGGCGAACUCACGCCUUCAGGCAGAAUGUUAUAACAAAAAUUGAAGAAGCCAUUCGUCAAUCCGGAAUGAACACUUCUAGAAACAGCGUCGAAAUGGAAAAUCAUGUGUAUCAAAAAGCGAAAAACAAAGAGGAAUAUUUAAGUUUUGUCGCCAGACUUAUCCUACAUGUCAGAGAAAUGAUUCCAAUUAUAGACAGCAAAAAAGGACAACCCGGACCAAUGGGCGGAGUACCAGGAGCGCAACAACAACAACCGCCCGGAAUCCAAGAUCCCAUCAACGCCCUACAAAAUUUAGCCAGUCAAGGCAGCAGAAAUUCCAUGGUCAUGAGCGGCCCGCCCCAGCCUGGGCAAAUGGGCGGCCCAGGACAGGGCGGCAACAGCCUGAUGCAGCCGAUGAACCAGCGGCAAAUCAUGAUGGGCGGCGGUAUGCCCGGAAGUAUGCCCAUGCAAGUGGGACCGCAAAACAUGAACAUGCCGCCCAACAAUCAAAUGCCCGGACAGAUGCCUAUGCAGUUGCAAGGGCCGAUGGGUGGACAGAUGGGCGGACAAAUGGGUGGCGGAAUGCAGAUGCAAGGACCUGGUGUAGGACCAGGACAAAUGGGACCUGGACAAAUGGGACCCGGACAAAUGGGACCCGGACAGAUGGGACCUGGACAGAUGGGUCCGGGUGGCAUGCAAAUGGGCCCUGGUGGGAUGCAAGGCCCAAUGAAUCCUCAAAUGAUGGGUGGAAUGCCUCAACUCCAACAGCCUAAACCGCCAAAUCAGCCCAAUCAAAUGCUCCUAAACCCAACUAUGAUGGGCAGCGGAGGUUACGUCAGACAACCAGGCCCUGGUCAAAUGUACGCCCAAUCGCCUUUACAAUCUGUCCAAAGUCCUGCAGGAGGAGGACUGUCGCAGCCGCCCAGCGCGUCUCCUGCGCCCAGUCCUGGAGCUCCUAUGGGCAUGAUGGGCGGUCCCAGACCUCAGUGCAUGGCACCAAGUCCAGGAGCUUCGUUGAAUACCCCUGGCCAACCCGGUCACAGUCCUAUGGGCGCUGGCGGGCCUAUGACUGAUGAACAAGCUUAUAGAGAAAAGGUCCGGCAGCUUAGCAAGUAUAUUGAGCCUUUGAGGAAAAUGAUUGCUAAGAUGGGCAAUGACGAUGUUGAAAAAAUGAGUAAAAUGAAAAAAUUACUAGAGAUCCUAUCAAAUCCCCAACAACGUAUGCCACUUGAUACAUUAAUCAAGUGCGAAAUUGUAUUGGAAAAAAUCGAUUUUAAAAGAAACGAUGGCUCUGUUAAUGCUACCUCAGCGCCACAUCUUCCCUUUAAAGAACCUCACGUAUUUCACUCAUUACUGGACGCAGUAGCUCAAAACCUACAAAGUCCAGUAAUCAAUCAUACUUUACAUAGAACAUUUGGGCCUACUUUAGAUGCCUUAUUUGGACCAGAAUUUAAAUUGGUUCCAAUACUAAAAAAAGCCACUCUAGAAGAACCGACAAGUGACAUUCCAGACGUACUUCAAGGCGAAAUUGCCCGUUUGGAUCAAAGAUUUAAGGUCAGUUUGGAUCCCAACCAGCAACCAGGGACUAAAAGCAUUCAGCUGACUUGCUGGCUGGAUGAUAAGCAAUUGCCAUGUGUCCCACCAAUUUCCCUAACAAUUCCAGAAGAUUAUCCGAAAGAAUCUCCCACCUGUCACAUGGCAUCGCACGAGUACAACGCAACGAAAUUCCUGUCCGACGUCCAAACUGCUUUGUUGGCGCGCAUAAAAAAGUUGCCGAAAAAUUUUUCAGUGUCCCAACUGUUGGACACAUGGGAGAUGAGCGUGAGACAGGCGUCGGCACCGGGCAACGCUGUAGAAGUGAAUGCUUUCGCUAUACUUAUGGGGCUAUGAUAAUUUGUGUGUAUUUGUUACAUUUUAAUCUCUAGCAAAUAGUUUGGUAAAAUAGAUUCAAUAAUCAUUAUUCACAAUAUGUACAAACUCCAUACACCAAAUUAUUCUCAGAUUUGGAGCCGGAUUCUAUGAAUAAAGGCACUCGGAGAAUUGUGAAAUUGAUAAAUUCACUGCAAAUUGCUUAACGCGAUUUUAUUUCUGGAACUAUAAGUACAAAUGAGCUGAAAUUUUCAGGGAUUGUAGUCCUUUACUGGAAUAAGAAUCGCUGAAAAUUUCAGCUUUAUAUCUUUAUUAGA
Molecule: messenger RNA, 2333 nt
Organism: Ceutorhynchus assimilis (cabbage seed weevil)
Lineage: Eukaryota; Metazoa; Arthropoda; Insecta; Coleoptera; Curculionidae
Source: the annotation of a GenBank genome assembly